Corythoichthys intestinalis (scribbled pipefish) is the source of this 2212-nucleotide messenger RNA. Its product is annotated as inositol-tetrakisphosphate 1-kinase-like. The record is from RefSeq and is a predicted model, not a curated record. NCBI's taxonomy places the organism in Eukaryota, Metazoa, Chordata, Actinopteri, Syngnathiformes, Syngnathidae. Gene Ontology annotation, molecular function: inositol-1,3,4-trisphosphate 5-kinase activity; ATP binding; inositol-3,4,5,6-tetrakisphosphate 1-kinase activity. Gene Ontology annotation, biological process: inositol trisphosphate metabolic process. The transcript has 8 exons. Gene Ontology annotation, cellular component: cytoplasm. Bases 603 to 1715 code for a protein of 370 amino acids.
GUAGGCGAACUUGCACAAUUGGUGGUUGACUAAAUACUUAUUUGCCCCACUGUAUACAUCCUUGUCCCCUCAGCAGUCGGUCCCAGGGCAUAUAAAGACAAACACUCACUUUCUCAUACACUUAUGGGCAAUUUUGAGUUCUCACUUAACCUGACAUCCAUUCUAAAAUUACAAAUUAAAAAAAUCCUGUAGAAACCCUGCAGGAACAUGGAGAGCCCAUGCAAACUUCAUUCAUUCGAGAUUUCUUUUAAUAUGAGUUGUAAGUGCAUGGUCGGUAGCUGAAGAAGGUUGGGUGAGGGGGGAUGGAUAAAAGAGAGGACAUUCCACCCUUCCUGUCAAUCAGUGCUACCAGAAGGGUCGCAAGAGAAACAAGUAAAAUGUCGCACCGCAGAGUGGGUUUCUACCUUAGUGAUAAGAAACGGAAAAGGAUGAAUCUGGAUGCCUUCGCAGAGCUUUGUGCGUAAGUUCGCUGACUGUCAUUAUUUGGAUAUCAGAUUCAUUUACGAUUGUAUCUUCAGAUUCCAUGCAAAUUACAACUAAAGUUCAACCACAGCAGGGCUCUGAUAACUGAGAAUAAAUUAUAAAUAAAUUUAACAAGCUCAAUGACUGUAUUCCUACAGUAUUUGAGGAUUAAUGUGUGUUUGUCAUGUAUAACAAUAAAACAACUCCAGAAUAGAAUACGAACCAAUUCAUUUUGUUCAUACAGGGAGCAUGGAGUGGAGGUGGUGGAGAUUGAUCUUACACAGCCACUAGAACCUCAAGGACCCUUCGAUGUCAUAGUUCACAAGCUGUCUGAUGUCAUUGUUGAGGCGGAGCAUGACAGUCAAUCCAAGCAGCUCUUGGUCAAUUUCCAGAGCUAUGUGUCAGCUCAUACAAGGACAGUUCUUCUGGAUCCCAUCCCUGCCAUGAGCCAAAUUCUAGACCGCUUUUCCUCUUACCGUAUCAUGGGCAAGCUGCACAAUUCACUCCGAGACUGGCAUAUUUGCAGUCCUCCAUAUGUCGAGGUCCACAGUGCCAGUGACAUGCCAUUCAUUCAACAGAACGUGACCAGUCAGAACCUUAGCUUUCCUCUCAUUUGUAAAACAAGAGUGGCACAUGGUUCUCUUUCCCAUGAAAUGUCGCUAAUCUUUAGUGCGGCAAGUCUGGCGGAGAUCCAUCCACCGUGUGUCCUCCAGAGUUUUGUCAACCAUGGAGCAGUACUGCACAAGGUGUUUGUGAUCGGAGAAAAACACUUCUGUGUUGAAAGGCCCUCACUUAAGAACUUCCCUUCUGGGCCAUGUGAAAGAGAGACCAUCUUCUUUAACAGCCAGCAAGUAUCCAAACCAGAGUCAAGCUGUGAUCUUACGGCUCUGGAUGAGCAAAUGUCCUGCAUGCCUCCUCCCAGCAGUGAGGCUGUGGCAGCCCUGGUCAGAGAACUGCGCGUUCAGCUGGGCAUGGCUCUCUUUGGUGUGGAUGUCAUCAUCAAUAUCCACACAUACACCCUUACUGUAAUUGACAUCAACGUCUUUCCAGGUAAAUUCAACAGUCACAUUCAAACGCAAGGCAUACUUAGAAAGAAGUGUUAUUUUCUCUUGUCAGGCUAUGAGGGCGUGCCCCAGUUUUUCACUUCCCUGCUCAGCCACAUUGAGUCAGUGUUGGACAAACAAGCUUCUGUUGGCUCAAAUGAGACAGCCAAGGUGAAAGGGGUGACAUCCACUGAUGCAAGUGGGCUGUGAGACGUCUCAGCAGCAUCGGUGCACAAAGGCGUCUACCAUCUAAGUUUAAAAAUUUGAAAUAGAUCAAUAGUAUAGGUGAUGUGAAGUGACUCUAAUCACAAGAUUAAAAAGGGAGGAAAGCAAGUGUGUUUAUAUACUUUUAUUGAUUCACGGUUAUUAUAGAAGACAAAGCAGGCACAAAACACAGCAUUCUAUUGGCCAGUAAUAUUACAUUGUUGCCCUGCAUUUAUACUAGUUUUUGAUGUGGUUAAUUUCCCUAAAAGCAAGACAUAUCAUUUUACAUUGCUGGUUAAUACAUCAUGAUCUAGAAUAUCACACAUAUAUACAAAAACAAUUCGAAAGUACAAUUCUUUGUGUUUUGAAGUCACCAAACAUCUCAUUGGAAUGAAUCGUACCAUCAUUCCUAUUAUUAUUUGUGUUCACGGAUUGUGACUAGGCUGUAUAGAAAAUACAUCAAACAAAUUAGAUGUGCACUUUAAUUACGUAUUAAAAUACCU